ACAAGAAAAGAGCCAAACUUUGUCUCAACCAAGCUUCCUGUAAUCACAACGCAAUUAUUUGCAUCAAAGUUUAAAACUUUUCUCUUCUCUUUCUUUCUCUGUCUCUUUUGAGAUUCAAAUUCAAUUAUAUAUAUAAAGUCUGAGCUACUGCUGAAAGUUUCGUAGUCCUCCGCCGAAUAUGGCAUCGCCGCCGCCGAAUAAGAUCGAGCGGGCCCACCUGAUGUACCGGGAAGGGCGGUACCAGGAGGCGCUAGGGUUUUACACAGAGGCUCUAGCCAUGGCCAAGACCAAACCCCAGAAGAUUGCCCUUCAUAGCAACAGAGCCGCUUGUUACUUGAAACUUCACCAUUUCAACAAGGCAGCAGCGGAAUGCACCUCAGUUCUUGAGCUUGACCAGAAUCACACUGGAGCUCUGAUGUUGAGGGCUCAGACCCUGGUGACACUCAAGGAAUACAAUUCAGCACUUUUUGAUGUUAAUAGGCUCAUUGAGUUGAACCCAUCAUCUGAAGUGUAUCUAAACCUUGAAGCCCGUUUGAGGACACAACUGGCACUUGCUCCAAUACCCGAGUUAGAAGAAGAGGAGGAGGAGGAGGAGGAGGAGGAGGAGGAGGAGGAAGAAGAAGUUGAAGAAGAACAAGAAGAAGAAAAGGAAGAAGCAGAGCCUAUUGUAGAGGAGGUUAAGGGUGAACAAUGUGGAGUGGAAGAAGUUUCAACGGUUACAUCAGCAGGAACAGUUCUGAAACCUGAGGCUAAUCGGAUCACAGCUGAUGCUAAUGUUGUUGCCUCCCAAAAAAUACCCAGCAAGAAGGCUUUACCUGAACAACAAGUAAAGAAUCAAAUAGUUAACUCAGUGAAGAAUAAACCCACAGCUGAAGUAGUUGCCCCUCAAGCACUGCAGAAUAAAGGAUUAUCAGAUAAAGAUCCCAAAGGGUGGCAGUCAAUACCGAAACCAAAGGGACAUUCAACAUUGGACUAUGGAAGAUGGGAUAGGGUUGAAGAUGAUUCUAGUGAAGACGAUGAUGACGAUGAUGAUGAAGAGGCUCAACCUCAGUAUAAAUUCCGUUUAAAAACAGUCGGCGUGCGACAGGUGAAGUAAAAAGAUAGAAGAUUCAUAAUACAAAUUGUGCAUUCUUAUCCCUAUAUUACUCGCACAGAGAAGUCAAGAUCAGGUGGUUUAUGGAGAAGCUCAGAGAGGUUAUUCAUUUGCUUUAACUUAUAUAUUUUUAGAAAAAAGCUGUAAGAAUCUCUUUGACAUGAAGAUGAAUCUGGCCUCUGUAGAACAGAUACACACAAGCAAAUCAUGUUGAGUACAGGAGUAUGGAUAAGAUUCCCAUGUUGAAGCUGGCUUUUGUUGGUUCUUUGCAGUUCAUUGGCACUAUUCUGUUGUCCAUAUAUUUUGUGUUUGGUGCAGAACUUUGCAAAGAUUUGGCCAACAACAUCUUUAGUGGCACUGGCUAUGAGUAUGAAGUUUUACUUGUUGGUUCUGGUAAUGUGUUUAUAUGUCUAGUUUGGUGAUAUCAAAAUAUACUAUCUCAUUUGAGAGAUCAAACUAUAAAGUUUCUUUAUUAUUAUUUUUAAAUUUUAUUUAUUUUUUCUGUUGCCUUCAUUACUUUCGGUUUGUAUGUAAUAUACUGUUAUCUUUUAUUUGCUGGAUUUAUCUUGUUCUGGUUA
Humulus lupulus (European hop) is the source of this 1671-nucleotide messenger RNA. RefSeq lists its product as uncharacterized. The record is from RefSeq and is a predicted model, not a curated record. The transcript has 3 exons. The coding region runs from base 179 to 1096 and encodes 305 amino acids. Gene Ontology annotation, molecular function: protein binding. NCBI's taxonomy places the organism in Eukaryota, Viridiplantae, Streptophyta, Magnoliopsida, Rosales, Cannabaceae.